AUGGCGUCCCCCCUCGAUAUCGACGUGAACGACCUCGAAUAUGUCCACCUCGUGCCAUACAAUGGCUCUGGCCCGACGGGAGGCGACUCUCUCACGGAGGAUCUGAACAUUUGGUACGAGACGGGUGACAUCGCCUGGAUGAUUACAUCGACGGCUCUCGUGCUGCUCAUGAUUCCAGGUGUUGGUUUCUUCUACUCAGGGUUGGCCCGAAGGAAAUCCGCCCUGUCUUUGAUCUGGCUUUCCGUCAUGGCCACCGGUGUCACCAGCUUUCAGUGGUUCUUCUGGGGCUACUCUCUAACUUUCUCACACACAGCCGGUGCCUUCAUUGGCGACCUGGCAAAUUUCGGCUUCAGAAACGUCCUCGCCCGACCAUCCGUAGGCUCCAGCCGCAUUCCCGACCUUCUUUUCGCCGUCUACCAGGGCAUGUUCUCUUGCAUCACCGUUGCUCUUGCUACGGGUGCGGUUGCUGAGCGCGGUCGCAUGCUCCCCUGUGUCAUCUUCAUGUUUAUCUGGGCGACCGUUAUUUACGAUCCUAUCGCUUGUUGGACGUGGAACCCUAGUGGCUGGUCUAACAAGAUGGGUGGUCUCGACUUCGCGGGAGGAACACCCGUGCACAUCGCGUCCGGCACAGCCGCUCUAGCCUACUCCAUGAUGCUGGGCAAGCGUCGCGGUCACGGAACCCACGAGCUCAACUACCGCCCGCACAACGUCACCCACAUUGUUAUUGGCACGGUAUUUUUGUGGGUUGGAUGGUUCGGCUUCAACGCCGGAUCAGCUCUCUCUGCCAACUUGCGAGCCGUUCUUGCGGCUGUUGUCACGAACUUGGCUGCGUGUGUCGGCGGUAUCACCUGGUGCGUUUUGGACUACAGACUCGAACGCAAGUGGUCUACCGUUGGAUUCUGCUCUGGUGUGGUUGCCGGCUUGGUAUCCAUCACGCCUGGUUCUGGAUACGUCCCUGUUUGGGCUGCCGUUCCUUUCGGCGUUCUCGGCGCGGCCUUCGCCAACUAUGCUACCAAGCUCAAAUUCAUUCUGAGGAUCGACGACGCCCUCGACAUCUUCGCUGUUCACGGCAUCGGCGGUCUCGUUGGCAACGUUUGCACGGCCUUCUUCGCCGCCAACUACAUCGCCCAUCUGGAUGGCGAGUCUGUAAUUGACGGCGGUUGGAUCAACCACAACUGGAUUCAGCUUGGCUACCAGCUGGCCGAUUCCUUCACCGGAGGUGCCUAUUCCUUCGUCGGCACCUGCAUUAUCCUUUUCAUCAUGAACAUGAUUCCCGGCCUUCGACUACGUGCCUCUGAAGAGGCCGAGAUUCUGGGCAUCGACGAUGCCGAAAUUGGCGAGUUUGCCUACGACUACGUUGAGCUCACCAGAGAGGUGCUCAACGAUAUGGAUAACGAGGCUGCCAGUCGCUACUCGAACGACAUGGUCUCUUUCCAGCCAAUGGAGAAGAACAGCAUCCCAUUGAUGGAUGCCCGCAACUUCGCAGGAUCAUCACAAUUCCCACCACAGUUCGGACAUGCCCAGUGA
Messenger RNA from Colletotrichum karsti, 1527 nucleotides. Its product is annotated as ammonium transporter. NCBI's taxonomy places the organism in Eukaryota, Fungi, Ascomycota, Sordariomycetes, Glomerellales, Glomerellaceae. Gene Ontology annotation, biological process: ammonium transmembrane transport. The record is from RefSeq and is a predicted model, not a curated record. The coding region runs from base 1 to 1527 and encodes 508 amino acids. Gene Ontology annotation, cellular component: plasma membrane. Gene Ontology annotation, molecular function: ammonium channel activity. The transcript is spliced from 4 exons.